UCCCUUUCUCCAAACACCACACACUCCCCCAACAGCUGCGGAGCUGCAAUCUGGAAGAAAUUACUCUUCGAAAAAGCCAGACUUCCCCAGUUUCAGGAAAUUCCAGGCCGGCAGGGGAGGGGCCGGCUGGGGGCGCGCCCGUCCAGCCCCCUCCCGCUCGGCGUGCUCUGCGCUCGGCCCUGGCCUCCUCCCGCCCCCACAUUCAGCCGGAGGGGCCUCCACUUUUCCACUGCUGCUUUCUAGGCCUUUAAAUCCUGGAGGCAAACUUUUUGGGGGAAUACAGAAGGUUGGGAGGGGCGAGCGCCCGCACCCUCUCUGCCCCAGACGACCAAGCCAGACUGGGCGGUGGCUCCGGGCCCACUGGGCUCUGACCAUGGCCCCCGGGAGGGGCUGACGCUUUAGAGCCCGGCGCAGGUGAGUCCCGCCCGGAGGAAGGAGGAAGAAGGCGAGCGCCCGCCCGGGACUAGCAGGCAGAGGCGGGCUCUGGAGAGGAGGGGUGGCCCAGCUUGAGCCUGAGCGCUAGAGCCGCCCGCCUGCGCGGCAGUAGCUCCGGAGAUGCCGGUGCUGAAGCAGCUGGGCCCCGCGCAGCCUAAGAAGCGGCCGGAGCGCGGCGCCCUGUCCAUCUCCGCGCCCCUCGGCGACUUUCGGCAUACCCUGCACGUGGGGCGCGGCGGCGACGCCUUCGGGGACACGUCGUUCUUGAGCCGCCACGGCGGCGGGCCGCCCCCCGAGCCGGGGGCGCCUCCCGCCGGGGCCCCGUGCUCCGCGCCCCCGCCCGCCGUUGCGCAGCCGCCGCCGCCCGCCCUGCGCGCCCCGGCGCCCGCCGACCCGCUGCUGUCCUUCCACCUGGAUCUGGGCCCCUCCAUGCUGGACGCGGUGCUGGGCGUCAUGGAUGCAGAGCGCCCCGUGGCUGCCGCCGCCAAGCCCGACGCGCACCCCGGUUCCGGCACGCAGCACUCCAGGGCGCGCUGCCGCCCCAACGCGGACCUCGAGCUGGACGACGUCAUCGGCCUGUAGGCACCCCCACCCCCCGCGCCCUUCCGUGCGACUCCCCACUUCUUUAUACAUAAAUGGCCACGGUCUGUGCC
Messenger RNA from Talpa occidentalis (Iberian mole), 1088 nucleotides. RefSeq names its product CDC42 effector protein 5 (gene CDC42EP5). The transcript is spliced from 3 exons. The record is from RefSeq and is a predicted model, not a curated record. Bases 556 to 1017 code for a protein of 153 amino acids. NCBI's taxonomy places the organism in Eukaryota, Metazoa, Chordata, Mammalia, Eulipotyphla, Talpidae.